GUCUGCCCGUGUCUCCUAACCUGGCCACGUUGUAAAUGCGCUGGACCAACACGGGGGGGGGGGUCAUAUCGGAUUCUGACAGGCGUUAUCGGAUUGCACACCAUAACAAAUGCCAACAUUUCGGGGUGCGGUGGCAGACCCGGUUGCCUGCAGACGUCGCGCGUAUUGGGACCCCUGCCGCACCCAUAUGGUUGCUGUUGAUUAAAAGCCUGGUCAUUUGCUGUCUGGACCAGGGGGUGCGGAGGGGAACGCCAAGGCGUGGACUCGACCGGGCCAUCCACCCGCAUCCUCCCCGCCUCCGGUCUUCUCGACUCUCCGUUUUAAGAGGACCGGGUUACCUCGCCAGUUGGCAGUCUUCUACGGCACCAUGUCUAACGCAUCAGGAUAGCUUUGAAGCGCGUCAAAUUGUUUAUCGUGAGAAAUGCGCUGAGGUCCCAUGGGGACGAUAAUCCCAUAGUCGACCUUCCUCUCUCUUUCAUCCCCCAGUCACCAGUCCAUUGUUCUAACUGGUUAGCCAUCUGAUGCAGAAAUUGGGCGCUGGUGGCUGAUAAAGUUAAACAGCUCAUUAACGCGGGCCACGCACGGCUUGUCCCGCACUACGCCACAUUUUCAGGUGAAGGAGUGGGCGGCAAUAUUCUUGGUGGAUUGCGACUGUAAGUUUCGUGGACGAAUAAAACAGUUCAUAUUAGUUACAAAAUAUACCAAGAGUCUCUGAGGAUGACACCAUUUGUUAGUGUGGAGUCAGCAAUGCGCUUUUCCGAUAUUGUUUUGCUUUUAGGCAGUUUGGUACGGCUGUUUAACCUGGGUGGUCUGGACGACUGGAUUUUAACCUUCUGUCAGAAUACAUCGCUCCGUUUCUUUGACAGAUACCGUGGAAUACUCUAAAAGUGUUAAAACGCGAUGAUUGGGAGAGACCGAAUAAAAUUAACGUUUCCCGACAAACCUAGCCAAAUGCGUUUUUUGUCUGUUCGAGGAGCGUGUGUAAAGUGGUUACCUGAGUGCUAAGUGCUACAUUUUCCUCUUUGUAAUCAUUGCAGGGAACCAACGCAAAUAAUAUCAUGAUACAACUGUAAAAUAAUAACCGAGGAAUAAGCACAGUGCCAAUUUCCAACAUCGUGAUGAAAUCCCUACGAUUGGCGAAUCGAAUGCGGGCGAACAAGAGUGGACACCUGAUCUUAAGAGGCACAGCGUAUUGCACUCUGUGUGCGUUAGCUACCUCUAUCUCUUGCUGUCUGUAAUGCUAUGUUCAUGAGUGAUUUCGAAACACUAGGCGACUAAAUGUCUUUCAUCAGCGAUGGAGCCGUCUUCUUUUCAACUGCUUCAUUUUCGCAUGAGUCGGCAAUAAAUACAAUGGAAUCCCUGUGUCAUCUACUCGCAUUACUCUACCGAAGCCGAGAUAAGAGCACUACAUGCGACAACACGGAAGUCCAGUUUGGUGUUAUACGUUUUUACUAUCUAAUCUAUUCAUCGGCCGUCAUUUCUCGAUUUGCACUGUCUGAAAUCAGCUCACAAUGAUCCGUUCAGGAAAGCGAGUAAAUUGUCGUUGAACGCUCUCUUGCCUUCAAAUUUGCUUCGACUAUGAAGUUAUCAAUCGCCGUCCAGUUAGUGCAAGCUCUUAACAUGUACAGGAAACUUUUAAACGGAAAAGGCAACUUUCAUGACCGGUCAUUUUACGCAAAAAGCUAGUCCAAACAUUAAUUCCUGUGAUUGUUACCGCUUUGCGACAAGGUUUUAGUACUUCAAAGCUAAGUUUGCUAAGCAAAUGGUCAAUUUUGGCUUGGGCAAUGCCCGGUGACAAUUGAUCUGAAGCCUCAUUCAGUGUAGUAACUUUCAAACAAGAUUUAAUAGACGCACAAUGUGUGUGUAACAAAUGGUCGCAUUUUUGCUUCUAAAGGAAUCUGCUGCUUUUCGAUGUUCGAGAUUAUUCUACUCUCCGGGGAUCCCGAUAAGAGGGGUGGUAGGCUUGGUGCUAAAUGCCACAGCAGAUUUGGGGCACACAAAUGUGGUUCUCAGUAUUUUUUCUGCUCAGAAGGACCAAAAUCACCCUCUUCUGUUUCCCAGCUUGUUCUUUGGUCACGGCUUGUUAGAAAAUGACAGUUGACGUCAGGGUUAUCUGCCGCUCAACGUAAACAUUAAUUUGCCUGACCUUACCAAAAGCGUACCAAUAGAUUAAUUUCGAUCUGUUAUUCAUUCAAGUAUGUCGUCUUGGUCAACUGCCUCUGUUUUUCAUGUUAUAGGUGACUUUUAUGACCUAACACGAACGCCUGAGGACCUCAACGGAACUGACGCCAGUAAUGUCAUCCGUUUGCUUAAGCGCCAAGCAAGCGAGGCUAAAGCACAAGUUACUGUCCUGUCAGCGGAGAACAAGGAACUUCUGGAACAGUUAAAGGAACUCACAACUGACUUCGACCAUUCUGUUGCCUUUCUUGAGGUGAGGAAAAAAGCGAAGUUGUUCUAGAACUCGGUAGUUGUGCCCCACCUAGAAUAUUACUUUUUGCGCUGGAUCAGUAGGGGCUAAUAUUUGCUCGUGGCAUGUGUUGGUGAAGCCGUGGUAAGUCUGCGUGUGCUCUUAACUAUUGCCGUAUGUGCGUGCGGACCAAGUAGAGAGAGGCCGUUCACAUCACGUCAGACAUUGCGCCCUACCUUUUUACCAAUUGGCAGGAAAGUUCAGACAUUCCACUGGUGCAUAAGAGUGAGAGGGAUUCAUCUUAUCGUGCGCCUUAUUCAAAAAAAUGUUGCAAACGACGACAUCAUAGUAGAGCAAUCAGAGGUAGUUAAGGACCGGUCACUGAUUGAAUAACAGAAAGCGGGGUUGCAAGUUGAAUUUAGUACACCAUUUUGCCCCUCCUACAUAAAGGUGAUUCGGCGUGAAACGAGUAAGAAAGAUUACGCUGUAGGCAGCACCAGGACAUUGGAAAGAGAUAGUCAAUCCAUGAGGGUUCUCAGUGGAAACUCAGGGAGGGAAAUGACGCAUCACGUAAGCGCCAGAAAUAUAAGUAGUUCUGAGGACCAUGUCCGGGAGUGGGUAGUUAUACAAGCCAAAAUGUCAUCUAUUUUAGUGAGUGGUAUGGUUUGUCUGAUGUCAUUCGCCCACCGCGACCCUUGAGGGCACAUUUGCGCCGCUUUCUUUCAGCAUAAUGCUUUUGCAGCUGGGGCUUGAUUGACACGUUACCCUGCACACAUAUAUGUACUUAUGCGUAGUAUUGUGAUGGAGAGGGCUGCAAUUAACCUUGCCGUUCUAUACUUGACUUUAUUGACGUAGAUAUUGAUCUUAUUAAGGUUUUCUAAAAUGUAUAUUCUCCAUAUGUUUAUUAAGUGUUAUUGUGUUUAAUUCUCGUCGAUAGCAAAUUCGCCCAUUUAAAAAGUACGUAAAAUUUUCUCCCCAUGUAACAACUUUUAGUAUGCCUACAGCAGUUGUAAUGAUAUCAAGAAGGGAGUUUUAUUUGGUACCAUUUUUCACUUCGGUAAUGAAUGCUGGCCAACUGUGCCGCUAGAUAUGCCCACAUGAACUUGUAAAGUUGAUUUUCAUAAGUUUAAUCGGCUCACUUCAAGGGCUUCCUGUUCAUUAUAAAUACUAAAAUCAGAUUAUUAUCAAAACGGCAGUCUGGAUGACAAACUGUGCACUUUGCUAAAGAACCAUCAGUCUUCCGUGAAUGUAGAAAUAACUGGUUCUGACAGCGCCUUGCCCCUAUGUCCAAUGACGCCUAAAUGCAUCACGUAAUCCCUCUGUUCAUCUAAGCGUAUGCGUGUGCGAGCGUAUUAGCGCCAAUUCUCAGAUAAACUUGAAAAUGAGUAAUAAUUCACUCACGUAGUGUAUAUUAAUCAGUCGCAUUUAGGUGAUUAAUAGUCCCUUGAUAUCUAAGAGCAAUCUUUUGACCUAUAGCAAAUAGUUUCAUGAUGAAACCCGUUAAUUUUUUUUCAACAGUGCUCCCAACGAUUGUCCUGCAAACGUGACCAUUUUCCUUAUCGAGCCGAAUUAGGCCAAAAAGCUGUUUAAAGGCGACGUCCACUAAAAUAAUCGACAGAGAUGUUUGUCAGGACUCAGGUGGGCCUAGUGAAACCUCUGAAAGUGGGGGAUGAGUCAUCGCGGCCGGCACUGUAGAUUGGGAUGGUCUCAAUGAGAGGUGUACAGUCAUCGUUUAACCUGAAUGGGGCGUCGCCCCCAUCCGUCUUCAUCCGUUGUUUUGCACAAAAGCAAGCCAUUUCCUCUCAGAAUGGGCGUACACGCUGGCUCGGAAUUAAGUAAUAACAAGGGACUACACGACGCGAACGCGCCCCUCCGUGCUCUGACUCUCGAGACUCAAUGGGCAGGUAUGGGCUGGUGGGUAUCCAAAUAUGCUUCAGUAAUAAGAUAUCCUAUAGAGCGUGCCCCGAAAAUCCCUAAAACCCUCCACAAACUCUCGAGUUUGUUUAUUUGCGCAUCCUAUUCUCUUGCUGUAAGGCGUCCGGCAACCAGCUUCGCGUCGCGAAUUUCCGGCCCUUCUCACAGCGAAGCAACUUGAAUUACAGGUUUCCAGGCAUAACUAACUUGGUUAAGGUGCAUAUUUAAAGAGUCUGCUUUGAAGCGGGACCAGUCGCCGCAAUGAAAAUGUGGCGUUUUCCGUGGUUUUCUUACACCACCAAUGAAUGAGAUAUAAAAGAGUCUCGGUACAUUCGGCACGAUUGUAAGUGAGGUAAAGCAGUUUAGUCGAAAUCAUGGAGGGGCAACUGAGAUAACAAUGGCCUUACCAAGGUCUUACGUUUCCAUUCCGUGAAGGGAGAUUAUUUUAUAAAAAAAUAAGCAGACGAAGCUUCAAACUGCUUGCCUAGUGCCAUAAUUGAUGCUUCCCGACGACUGUAACCUACUUGUCUGCACCUUUGAUUUUGAAUAUCUGGCCGGUUGCUUCUACGUGUUAACAUCCAUAACCAAGCGCAAUCCGAGGAGCCAGGUCAUUUGCUCUUCUAUUUUAAUGUAUGCGUAUCCGUAGUUCUCUUUGCUCAUAACGUAAAAGAACGAAAGGUUGAAUAUUCCCCUUAGUUCCUUUAAAUGAACUGUUUCUAUCACAGGAAUAUGAACACCGAAACACUUACCUCGAAAAGGAAAAUCGUACUCUGCUUUUACAAAUGCGUUCCCUCCUUUCGCAAAACCAAAACGUUCUGAUGGAUGCCCUCGAGAAAAAUGAGUUCCACUACAGAGAGAAGCUGGCACUUCAGUGAGUAUGAACGCGAUUUGUCUCUAGUUUAUUUGUGAAUGACUAUCCCAGCUUUAGGCCGGACAAAGCCCUCUAUCAGAGGAACUUCAAAAUCCAGUGUGCCCUGUUUCGUGUUUAGUUAAGAGCCUCACACUAACUGUAUUUUAUCAGAAGGUAGCAGGCGUUUGUCGGUCUGAAGUAUAUGGAAUUCUUCGCAGCCGAUGUCAAGUAAAAAAUACUUGGUGUUUGAAGUAAGGUUCAAGAAUAUUUUACAAUUUAACCCGAUGAGCGUUAUUCUACUCGUUUCAUUUGAGCAAUUCUGUGCUAAAUCAGAUCCAACGAUUAUGCAGGACUCUGCCCACGAGCGUCCUUUGAGACCGUUACAACAUGUCGCCUAUUACUUACUUAUAUCCAUAUCCUUUUUAAAAUGUUUCAGUGAUGAAUUAUCAAUGCUGAAGAGGCAUAAGGAACGUCUGGAAGAAAAAAUCUUCGAGCAAUAUAAGACGUUGCCUUCCCUUAAAAAGUGAGCAAGUGUAAUAUGACUUAUUUGUCUAAAGCCUAUGCCAUAGAACGAUUUGUUGCUCUGUACUGUUUUCUGCACGCACUUUAAGCAUGUAAUAACCAUAUACGGAGUAGAGACGAAGACAAAGAAGAUAGGGAUGGCUAUUUCUGGCUUCGAUCAGUCGUACCCAACCCCAGGUUUGGAGAACCUGGGGUUCUAACCGGGGUUUUUUGAUCGUUAAGCCUUAAGGCAUCCCACGCUCUACCAUUAAACCGCGGGUCCGUUGUUUUGUCGGUCGUUAUCAGAAUAAUAACUAUGCUAGAAGAGCGCCCACCGAUCAGAUUAUGGCAAUACUCACCCAGCUGUGUCUUGAGACUCGAUCCCAACAACCGACUAGCGACGAGUAGUAAGUGCAGAUAGUGGGGCGCCGACGAGGAAAUGAGAAACUAGUAUGGAUUGCCUGCACGGCCAAUAAGCCAAAUAUGACCAUCCUGUUCCCCGCGUCUUUUUCUGCAUUCCUUAGUCUGCACAUGCCACCGGCCACUAUGCGACUAACUGCAAAGGCCCUAGAUUGAGCCCCAAAGCACAAGGCGAGCAUAUACGACAACCCGAUCGAUGUGUACGCCCCUUGAUCAUAGAUAACUGCCAUGCUAGGGCAUUUUCAGUUACUUGUAUUUCCUUUACUAUAGCUUACUGUUCUGACUUUCUGCCUGAAAUUCGUACGUCUUCAGUUACCCACGGGAUGUUUGUAAUGUUUCUAGUGGUUGGUUUGAUAUUUGAUGAUAUCUACUGCAAAAGUGCCAUUGGAUGCCUGCCGAGGUUUUUGUAUGUUGAUUUCAGGGGCCGCAAUAAUUUAAACUUGAUGCAGAAAGCCCGAGCGACUUUCCAGAAAGUAAGUAUUCCUCUGCUUCCCUGCUUCAACGAUUCCUGUCGUAGAUAGUUUAUUAGUUAUAUGGAUCUUAUUUUUAAACCAUAAUGCUUGCGCUGACCAUGAAUUCAAGACGCGACUUAUGACUGGGUUUCAGCGGAAAGACGCUUACAUAAACGGAGACAUUCUCAAGGACUCGAUGGAUGAAAAGAUCACCGUUUCCUGUAAGUCAACUGUUUUAUAUACCCAUUAAAACUUCGGGCGUAUAAUUAACCUCGCACAAUUACACAGUGACCGUUUUUGAAAAAAAAUCAAGUGAAUCUGUUAGUUUCCCAUUCAGACAUUUUAAUGGACCUUUGAAUGAUGACUAUGUGUCAAAAGGUAAAUUGUAGUUGACUAACGGCUUUUAAUCCCUACAUAUAGCUGGAAUUAAGAACUAUGUUAGAAGCUUGGAGCCCGGAUCUAUUUCAGUCUUUGAUCGUGAUCCAGAAGAGCAGAAUCAAAAUGAUUUUCGGCGCUUCUUACGCGGCCUUAACAGAUCUCAGGUGUCCGAUGGCGUGGUAAGUACGCAGCCUAUGUUUCUGCACCAGUUUGUUUUAUUUGUGUGUAUACUGUAAACCAAUUGGUUUCAAAAAGCUAAGCUUACUCAGAUUCUUUAUGAGCCAAAAUAGGUGCAGCCCUGCAAGGCAGGAUUUAUUGGUAACAAAAAAUGCACGACUGCUCAUCAGAUGCGUCCUGUCGCUUCAUAACAUAAAUAACGCGGGAGAAGAAUACAAUAGUUUGAGUUUGUGCAGAAAAUCAGCGUGCAACAGCAAUGUUAUGGCUUAGGACAAUGUAGGCUAGUUAAUAAAAUUAGUAACCUGAACAAACCGGGGGAAGGAUAGUGGGAAAACGUCAACGACUGAAAAGGAGGCGAAAUGUGAAAAUCAAGGAGCUAGAGGUUACCAUGGCAAAGUUUGUCCGACCACAUAUUCCGGCUGCUUACAUUGAUCUGGUUUCACAUGCCGUACACAGGCCGCCUCCAAAUAGCGCAAUGUCCGAGUUGAUCGUGCCCGAACAAGUACUUGGAAGGAUGUUUUAGAGUCAACGGAGUGACCACUAUCAAGCAGGCGUUUAGUAAUGGAGGAACGCGAGAUUUUGUUUCCUUACUUUAGAAGCCAUCUGGGAAGAUGCUCAAUAGACCGAGCAGCCAACUGCCAGUGCGUUCGGCUAAUGUACUUGCAUGCGUAAAUGCAUGUAAAUUCAUAAAAACGAUUUGAAGUUGCAUGCAUUGGCAGGACAUCCUUCGCCCGUGGACUUGGAAAAGGCUUAGUAAGACGGUAUAAUAUGGCAUUCGGCCGCAUUGUAUGUCCUUUCAAUGGGGCAACGCAGUCAUCGUUUGAUAGUACUUAAAAUAUUGUUAACUUCGUACCGGAAAGAAAAUGCUUCAAAAUUAUUACGCCACAGUGCCUGAUUUUGAAACAAAUAGAACGGUUCUCUGCCUAAAUGUGGUUAACUUCCACCUCAUUUUUUUAUAAAACACCAAGUGGCGCCUUGGAUGCAAGGAGUCUUAAUAAAAUAACUGCAUUGGCCGCUUAGGUACUUUUUAGUUAGACCAGGCGGAUAAGUUUUUCUGUAUAAAAUCUCAUGCACUAUAACAGUUAUCCACAGCGUUAGCCCACUCACUGUGCUGCAAUUUACGCUCUCAAGAGCACACGCGUGGGCAGUACUACUUUUCUAAUGAGAAAACUCAACACUGUGAUAGUGAAGGUCAGGAAAAUGAACUAAAGCUAAACCUCGGGAAAACUGUGCUCCACUUCCGACAGUGGAUGGAAGCUCUGGUUGUUAACUGAUUUACUGUUUUUCGCCUUGAACUCCGCGGGCUCUCGUUAUAUUGUCACGGAUAUCAGUUCUAGGGCCUUGCUUCUAGUCUUUCGACAUUAAAAUAACCUGCCUACUGAAACAUAAAAAGUAGACUUUAAGGGGUGGGUGUCAGUUAUCCAUUUCCUUAAUGUGGUGUAACUGAUACGGCUGCGUGUCGACGCAGAACGCUCGUCCGUGUGUGCGUGCCUUAGUUUAAUUCAGUUUAUUUGGGGGAAAUGCCGGUUUUGAACCUGCGAACUUCCUGUUUGUUACAAGGAAGCGAAUUAUAUCAAAAAUUUUAAACCGGUCAGAUUGACGAACUGUCCCAAGUGUAAAAAACACUAACAUUACUGCAUGUGCUGCACAAUGGUCAGUCUAUGCAUAAUUAUGCCGUAGAAUAUUGGUACGAUCUCAGUUUCUGAGGGAGACUAAUUGAAUGAAAACAUUCACAGUCAAUGAACUUGGGAUAAUAAUCAAAUAAAACGUUACUGAAAUACAGACAAUAAAAUUAGAACGACAAUGAACGGUUCGAACGAGACGCUAAGACGAUAUCAGUCAGGUGAUAUUAUGAUGUUUGGUGAUAUACUGGUCCAACUUGCUCUUAAAAGGUCGACAGAUGUGGACAUGACGAUAUCUAUAGGCGGAGCAUUCCAAGCCUCGGCCAUUCUGUUAGAAAAGAAGAACUUUCGCAUGUCCAGCCUGGCGUCAGUCAUACAUAGUCUAAGUGGAUGACCUCGGAGGUUCGUUGUGGUUGCUAACUCAAAAAAGUCAGCAAUUCUGACCGCGCAUUAUGCGGAAUAUUUGUAUCAGGUCGUCUCUUUGCUGCCUGUAACUCAGAGGGAAAUGGCCGAGAUUGGAUAACUGUGUUUGGUAGGAUACUGAACCCUGCCCAUUAACGAGUUUGGUUGCCCGCCAUCGAACUGUCACAAGAAUGCUGAGGUUUUUGGAGGUCCAGGGUUUCCACACUUGAAUAGCGAACUCUGACUGUGGCCGUACAAACGUCCGAAAGACCUUAUCCAAGCAGUCCUCAUCGAAAGUAGAGAAAACUCGCUUGACCGCAGAAGUGUCUGCUUAUUAAAACUGUCCGCCGUUUAAAACUGUCUAGUAAUGUUAGCGUUUCAUAUUCGGCGCCUUAGCUUGAAGAAAGGCACAUUGUGUUCGGAUCCCUCGACGCGCCUUUCGUUCGAAUGAUAGGGCAUCUAUAGUAGAACUUCUUUGAAUUCUAAAUACUGCCUCGAUACUAAAGGGUGUAUACUCUGCGCUACGGAAUCUUGGCAGGCUUGACUUACGCAGAUAUCAGGAUAGUCUAAAAUAAGGUGAACUUAAUUUCUUGAUUUGUCUUGUCCGAAGGUAGCGACUUUAUCGCUAAAUCUAUGCGCUCGCUCCCUCACUUUUUUAACGUUCCAUAAGGGGCGAUUUUAGGAAAACACUCAAGGAUUGCCGGGUUGCAGAACUGCUGGACGCGAAACUUUUCCACACUUUUCCAUCAGAAUAGGGAGCGUAGGUAAAUGUUAAUAUCCGAUUUGGGAAUCGCAGGUUUUUAUGAUCACCAUUUUUACUAUCACUUUAACUCAUACCUACUGGCCCCUUUUUCUCGUCAAACCAACUAUCAACGCAAUACCACGAUAUAUUUGUUGUUCCUACAUACAGUCGUUUGGUAUCUGAGCUCUUCGUUGGGCACAAUUAGACAUGCGUGAUUGCGACAUGUCCUUUUGGAUGCUUUAAAAAUGGAUUUCCAUAGGUUUUGCGGUGAAUUCUAACUUAUUUUCCAAAUAAAAUCAAAUAGUUUUCAUAUUCUACGAGGACGGCUUUCGUCAUACGCACGAGUACAUUUUCUUCUGAAGCUUCGUCAAGUGUACUCAACUGUAGCCAAGUAAAUAAGAGGAGCCAAUAAUCGAAAAACGUUAUGGAUGAGGGUAGUGGAAAUCGGAGGGGCCAUGUUUGUCAUUCGAAGCCUAACUUCACCGAGUAUUCGCGUCGAACGCCUUGUCACUGAAAUAACGUGCCCGCGUCCUGCAGGUAAGAUCGCCCCUGAUUGCAGGUGACUUUGCGUAGCCGGUGAUUUGAGUAGUAUAGCUUAAAAAAUACUUUAUCACCAACUGUCAGAAUAUGCGUUUCAGACAAUUGGCCCGAGUUCUGGGCAUGACUCGUUGAUGACGGCGACUAUGCUACAGUUCGCAACUCAAAUCUUCCCUAUUUUUUCGAUAAUCCUUCCGCAUCUGUGACAUGAUUUGUUGUUAACAGGUUUAAAAGACUUGCUAUGUAUCAGUCAACGGCGGAUAAUCUCAUAGCGAUUCUUUAAUCCAAAAAGAUGAUCCGCUGAUUUCUAAAAAAAACCACAAUGUUUAUCUUGCGGCCACCAAAAACUGCAGACGUAUGUGCCAAUCGUCACCGAACAAUACUAGCAUAAAGGGACAAUUUUAGAAAGCUUCGUCUCAGUAGGAACAUCAAAAACGCAUUAUGCAAAAAUUCUGAAAACACGAGCUCAAGAAUGAAAGUAUACAUGUAGAAAAGUUAACGGUAGAUUCCAAAACCAUAGUAAAUGUAUGUCGUUGUCAGUGUUAAGCACGUAGCCCUAUGUUGCCUGUUUCAUUCGCGAGUGUCGGUACUGCUCAAUGAUAAAAUGAUGGUUAGGCAGCGAUGUAAGCUGGUCACAUUUGUUAUCCGUCCUUUCCAUAAAGAUCUGCCAAGUUAGUGUUACUUCGACAUGUUAUCCCAAAAACGCAACUUGAAAUGCUAGCAUCUUAAAUGCGAUUUUUCCGUCAAAUGUUUCGGAUGUGAACUAAUCUGAAAAGAGAACGUCAUCUGGAAAUUAUGCAGAAUGAAAGAGGUUCUCUGAUACGCAAUGUUCAGUGGAUAAAUUCUUCUACCAUUUAUGGACAGUCAUCCUUAAGUCCGCAGAAAAGUGAGUAUUUAAGGGAACACCAGGGCCACAAGGCGAUUGACGAAGUAAAGAUUUAAAAUUCUGAGGUUUAUCUUAUUAUUCCUGGUGUGCAAUUUAUGCAUUUGGAAAGCACUUUUCCAAAUACGCCACAUAUAAUUAAUAACAGAAAAUGUACAGUUUUGACAUGUUUUAACGUUUAAUUGCUCUGACAUAUGGCUUUUUGGAAACGACUGGAUACAUGCAAGUUCUAGGCUCACUGUUUUUGAAAAACAUUUUUGUUUGUAUGUCGUAAAGGAUGGGUGAUUAUUAGCUUUAGUGAAUACCAUUAUGUUUAUUCUUAAACGAUCAAUUUUUGCUGCUCAACAACUGAACAUAAGAUGUUGGCAUCUAACUAUGUUUCUUAUAUGUCUUUUGGAUUAUGUAUAUCCGGUUUCCUUUCAAGGUAAGUGAAAAGGUCACCAAACUGACCGAAACCAACCAGCCUCGGAAGCUGCGAGCUCAGUCUCUUUCCACAAGUCCACUCCAUGAUCGAUAUCACACGCUGCCAGGAAAACGAGAGCAGUCGAGUCCUGAAUUAAGAAGAGACAGUAAGCCAAGAGUUAUGCAGCAAAAUAUGGAAAGGAAGAUCACCGAUUGUCGUAUUCAUGUCAGACCAAAUUCAAGCGACGGCUCCUCAAGCUCCACUCUGGGUACGUUAUGUAUUUUUCGCAGGCGCAUCAGCGACGAGCUUUUCAUUGACUUACUAAGUCAAUGGAAAAACGCAUUCCUGAACGCCUUCGUGAAUAUAUCUUUCAGAAACAGGAAUUAACGCAUACUUAAUGACUUUACUGGGACAGUUGGUUUUCGUGGCAAUUACAGCCUUAUGCACGUAUGGUUAAUGUCGCAAUGGAGGUUGCCUUGUCGUAUGAGAUAUUCGAUUUGUCGUCCAUUUUAGCAUAUAUAAGGAUGCUUUUCUCUGAAACGAAACUUUCUAUAUAAUUCAACUACUCUUAGCUUCCCACGGAAAAUAUUAUUCAAAAACUAUUGGAGCAGUAAUUUAGACGCAUAAAUUUGUUGUCGCUACUAUUUCUGGCGAUGGACGUCUGCGCGAGUUCGAAUGCUCAGGACAGCAAAUAAAUUAUUCCCGUGCUCUAUCAGUCAUAUUCUUUGUUUAGAAUUACAGCUGAAAAUCGAACUUUCACCUCAAUUCGUCUGAAUUUUUCGGACCCCCUCCGCCAAACUUAUAGUUUACCCUAUUUAGAUGGCUCUCGAAUAUCUUCGCUGGUUUCAUUCGAUCAAUCUGUUCAUCUGCCGGUCACCGACCGAGGUGAAGAAGAUCGUAAGACACAAUCUGAAAUUCUUUUGUUUUUUGCAUUAUUUUGCACGUUUUCUCCUUGUAUGUGAAAUAUAUAAGGUAGUUUUACAAAUCUGUGAGUUUUCUUAUUGAAUCUACAAAUCUUGAUGUGGUAUUUUCUAUUUCUUCGUUAUUUGUAAUUGACCUUAUGAACUAUGUGUUUUUGGGUUUUGGCUGAGGGUUUGUGGAUAGCCCUGCAACUUUUUCUUUGCGAUAGAAGUAAGUUCUUUCUUAGAUGUCCGCGCAAAGCUUCUUCUAAACAAGGGACCAUUUUCAAUUUUUCUUAAGGCAAAAGCUGGCGCUUUGAAAAUGCACACCGACUACCGGUGACUGUUUACCAGUGAAAAGGUUUAUUAUGCAAAUUUCCAUGGUUGGUAUGUCACCAUUUUAGACUGUAGGGUAUGAGAACUGUGUACCGUCAAUGACUGAUAUCACGAAAUCUAAAUCGAAAUUCUGAAGUGUAUUUUCGAUUAGAAAGGACUACUUAGAUGGAAUUGUAAUAAUGAUUGUCGUAUAGCAUAAUCUCAGGAUAUUUCAGUCACAACAGGCCGCUGGCUUUCUAAUGCUUUUCUUCCCUGUCGCUUUCUAAAGCCACACACAGUAAAGAUUACUACUUAAUAUGCAUUUUCCUCUAAUGAUUUUCGAUGCGUCUAUAAAUUCAACUAUACCUCAUAGAAUGUAUAUAUAAACACAUUCCUCUUUGUACCCACUUGGUGGCAAAUUUUUUUUUCAAUCUUCAAGAUGGGGUAUCUUUCCACUUUAAUAGCUUUCCACUUGUAAGAUUUAUAGCACCGUGCAAUGUUCAUCCAGAUAGUGUCGCAUCCGUCUACUUUUUUGGUGCUCCUCACGAAGCAGACAACACAGUCCACCUUUAUUGCCAAGUUUUACGAGUCCCAUAUGAUGCCUUCUUAAUGGCGUAGACGAAUGUUUUUCCUUAAACGGAAAACAGGCAGCAUGUAGACUAUUGAUCCUAAACGCAAAUUCAAUCGCAAAUAGUACUUUUAAUCAUGCGGAGGUUGGAAAGCUUUUUUAGACUUAAAACACACCCAUUGGAGUAUAUGGUUUGAAUAAGGAAUUAAUUCCUACCAAAUAUAUGCAUUCAAGUUUAUGCGGGAAUAUAAAAUCGAUGGAAAAAAUGUAUACCACUUAAAUAGUCAUUAUUACCGGGUGUGCUUUCUGCAGGCGGCCCAAAGAAGGUGCAUUCAAAGGCAGGCAUUCUGCGAUGCCCGAAAUAUCUUGGGUUUUUCUGUAGGAUAAGCAAUACUACAACUCCGCUCUUGUAAUCUUCUAUAAAUUUGCUUAAAUUUUUAAUUAGAAGUUCCAUACGAGGAGCUUCCUAACCUUGCAAGACGCUUCGAACAUCCUUCUAUUCACCACUGUUAUUGCAUAUACUAAUGACAGAAAUGAUAUCAUGUAGCUAGGCCACACGUCAGUCUUCUAAUUUCAGAAAUUCUUAACGCUUUGAACAUUUGCUCUCGUUAUGUGUGUGUUGAGUUUUUGCGGCCACUACAUGAUCAUUGAAUUAUACCCGUUUUCGAAAAAACGGUAAUUUGAAGUUUUUGUAACACCAAAGAAGGUAAGAUUUAAGCCGUCAAAAUUCCGGGUGGCAGCAAAUAAUGAGCCUGCGGCACAGUGACCUUUGUUAUAAAUGUCAGGUUGGUAGUGUUUGAGAUCUAUAUCAUGUUGAGUCAAUUAGACAAAAAAAAUCAGGAGUAGUCUGGCAUAUUUCCCAUGGAAUAUGAAGGAGCACGUGGUGUCAUUUAUAACUUGGUAAACACAAGGAAGAGUUGCCAAGGGAAGUCAGGCAUCUUAAAAAGACAUUUCUCAAUGGCAAUGGUUGUGUAGGCAGAUGAAUGGUGUCAACAGCUUUGACACUCUUAUUUUGCGCUUGAUCCUGCUUCCGGUCUUCUUGACUCUGCCUUGACACCGGGCCCAGGUGGGUAAGGAGGAGGGAGUGCGAUAAAUGCAGCGCAAGUCUAUUGGCACUGUAAGUUAGUUCACCGACAAGGCAUCGUCCUUAUACCGACCAUGCUGUGGAGCACACGAUGGACAUUGUUGGAAACGACGAUGGAACUCCCAGCACUCAUUUGAAUUUACUGUUCUUUAGACAAGGGCGCCCGAUCAGCCAGCACUCGAGUCUCAAGUAAUCUGCCCUCAGUCAUUGGACGACUAAUUUCGCCUUCAUCUCAGGAUGACUGUAUCUUCUUCCCGCGGUCCCGAACAGGCAGCCAACAGACGAGUCCGCCUGGACACACUGACCUUUUGGGCCAUAGUCCUUCCAUUGACAUCAGACCGGUCAAGGAUGUACCGGCUCCAAACUCGCGUACAUCCCGGUGCGAAUUCUUGGAACCAUAUGUACUAAAAUUUCUACUUUUCAGAGAAACGCUGAAAUUCGAAUCUAUCGGCUAAGAUUCAUAAUGCUUCUCUGUGAAUCUUGUCAUCGCAUUCCAGCCUAUUUUAAUGUCUAUCGAUUGUUAAGGAGCAUCACAAGGUUGUCCUAGUCUCCGCAUUUUGACCUACAGACUUUCGUGCAUUACAGAGCCACCCGUAGUUUCGUCCUUGCGUGUCGUGAAGUCAGAAGAACAAAACAGUCUAACGUAUAGCAAAUGAAGUGUAUUUUUGACGAAAUAUUUGUCUGGGCUUUAAGUUCGGACCAUGCACUUUAUUCCAUGUGAAAAAGACGAUAUGCUUUUUUGACUUACUGGCGUGAUCCAAUGGUCUAUAUAGAAGAGGUGCUGCUUUAGCUCAGAAAAUGAAGAAAAUGCGUUUCAACAUAGUCAGAAGCUAUUAUCUCGGGUAGCUAUUUGUAUAUGUGGCGUGCAUUUCACUUCAGACCAGCAUGAUUCAUCUUUCUGUCAGUUAAUGACUUACCUGCACAAAAAGCCCUUAGCAGGUAACCUGCCUUAAGCUUACCUGACAACUUUCUUGAGGUCUGAGUCAAGAGUAUGAAGCCUCGGUAACCUCCAAACCGAGUCCAAUAUAUGGAAAAAAGACAAGUCGUGGAAGUUCCCCAGUCUCACUAAAGCAUAUGUUGUCAGACCAAGCGCAAAGCCACUACUGCCCACUAGCGGUUAUGUCGUCGUUCAGUUUUUGAGCAGCAUCGUUCUCCGUAUAAAAUUUAUUAGGCAAAUUUACACCCUUCCAGAUGUGAGCAUGAGAUUUCAUGCGUACUGCACAACAAGAAGAACAGCUUAAACAAGAUUAUUAUGAUAUUUUAUUUGGAAAAUGCCUUAAUUUAGUUCUUUCUACGGAAUCAGCCUCAUCUCUUCCUGCAUGGUUAGCAAAGGGCAAUUGCAAUACAAUUUCAAAGAGAGCGUACUGUCAACCGCUCUGUUACAUAAACGAACUUAUCCAGCAGGAGUAUUUUCUUGAAGUGUUCCGUAGUGUAAAGUGAAGAGCCAAGUAUUUUCUUGGCACUUGCCCUAUCCGUUUAAUUAUGCCAAUUUGCAAAGUUAGAAGACAGCGCGUGCAUAUUUGCCAUUGAAGAUGUUAUCGACAGGGAAAAUAACAGUCGGACCUCCACUUCUGGCUUUUUAGCCGUCAAUAACUGUUAAUUCCUCAAACCCAGACUGCGCAACCGGUGUUUGAGUUGGAGUCAUUUGGUCCCCGAAAAACGGCCUCAUGCUUGCAUUAUUAAAUAACGUCAAGUUGACUGGGUCUGGGACUAUUCAGCGACAUAGGUGCGGUGCCCACUGACGAUUACGGAUUGCAGGGAGGAACCCUCACUUCUGCUCGGCUUUGAAUGUGAGGAAUUACAAAUUACUCCGGUGGUUGCAUGACAACUAGCGGUAAAUAAUCGAUAUGUUUUGGUGUCCUUGCGGUCAGAGUAGAUGGACGUGGGCUAAUCCCGAUUUGGCUCAGUUAUUUUGCUUCAUUUACUAAAACUGUGCAGUAAGCCAAGUAAACAGUGUAGGCACCCACUUGUAGUUUUUUUAGCGCCAGAAAACGGCGUUAAACAGUUGCCAUCUCUAUCGGCAAACACCUUUAUUAUGCCUGGGUCCAUGGUCUGCGACUUACUGGCAAGUAUAUUCCCUUAAGGGAGGGCAUUCUGCGCGAGAGUCACAUGACACCACAACCAUUGGCGCAGACGAGGACCCGUGGCAAUGGUUGCACCUCGGGUCAAAAUCCAACAACAUUGGGAGGCCUAGCGGGUAGCCGUACCUGUUCUCAGCCCCGGCCUGAGCAACCCGAAACAAUCCCAUUGCAUUCUGAUGUUGGCCAAAUCAACUCAUCCAGCUCCCGCGAGGACAGUCAGGACACGCUUGAGGAUCGUUCCGUUCGUGGCAAAUUGGCUGUGCCAACAAAUACCUACCCUGUCGACGUCUCCAAAAAUAGUCCUGGGGCAGUUAGAAGCUCUCCACUGAAAAAAGUCAGUCGCAGUCCGUCGGCCGGUUACACGGCUAAGCCAGUUGUAUUCUUGGAAUAUGGAAAUCUCUAG
Molecule: messenger RNA, 17038 nt
Organism: Spirometra erinaceieuropaei
Lineage: Eukaryota; Metazoa; Platyhelminthes; Cestoda; Diphyllobothriidea; Diphyllobothriidae
Source: the annotation of a GenBank genome assembly